Messenger RNA from Trichophyton verrucosum HKI 0517, 4512 nucleotides. Its product is annotated as ABC multidrug transporter, putative. Bases 1 to 4512 code for a protein of 1503 amino acids. Lineage: Eukaryota; Fungi; Ascomycota; Eurotiomycetes; Onygenales; Arthrodermataceae. Gene Ontology annotation, molecular function: ATP hydrolysis activity; ATP binding; ABC-type transporter activity. Gene Ontology annotation, biological process: xenobiotic detoxification by transmembrane export across the plasma membrane. The record is from RefSeq and is a predicted model, not a curated record. The transcript is spliced from 4 exons. Gene Ontology annotation, cellular component: membrane.
AUGGCUCCGGCAGAGGAGACCAAUGUUACUAAACCCACAGGGGAGCUCAGACCGGACGAGAAAUUGAACUAUGAAGAAGAUGUUGAAUGCAGCGGAUCGAGCUCGACGACAGUUGGAAAGACCGCUUAUGAUACCGAUGACAUCAGUCAAUCACAGGCUGCCGAGCUGCAGGACCUAGCCCGUCAACUCUCCAGAGCCUCUCGCCAGGGGGGUCUAGAUGUUGAGAACGAACCCCAGCAAGUUAUCAAUCCGUUCCUGGACUCGGAGUCGGAUCCUGAGCUUAAUCCGGAUAGCAAGAGCUUCAAUGUAGCCAAAUGGCUUAAGACUAUCCUCCAGAUUACAUCAAGGGACCCGGAGAGGUUUCCCAAGCGUACUGCGGGUGUGUCGUUCCGGAAUAUGAACGUCCAUGGCUACGGAACUGCAGCCGAUUAUCAGAGUGAUGUUGGGAAUCUUCCGCUUAAGGCAUGGAGUGGUAUCAUGAGUAUGCUUGGGCUACGGAAGAAGGUCCGUAUAGAUAUUCUGAGAGACUUUGAAGGUCUUGUCAAGAGUGGCGAGAUGCUUGUAGUCUUAGGACGCCCUGGAAGCGGUUGUUCAACCCUUCUUCGGACACUAUCGGGUGAGACUCACGGUCUCUACCUUGACGAAGGCAACGAUAUCCAGUAUCAGGGUAUCUCCUGGGAGCAGAUGCACAAGAACUUCAGGGGAGAAGUCAUCUACCAGGCUGAAACUGAAACUCAUUUCCCCCAGAUGACCGUGGGAGAUACCCUUUACUUCGCUGCUCGCGCCAGAGCUCCUGCAAACAGACUGCCAGGUGUCUCCCGAGAGCAAUAUGCCAUACAUAUGCGCAGUAUGGUCAUGUCAAUGCUUAGCCUGUCGCACACCAUCAAUACCCAGGUCGGCAACGAGUAUAUCCGUGGUGUAUCUGGAGGUGAGAGGAAGCGAAUAAGUAUUGCAGAGACAACCCUUAGCGGAAGUCCUCUACAGUGCUGGGACAACAGCACCAGAGGCCUUGACAGUGCCAAUGCCCUUGAAUUUGUCAAGUCGCUCCGCUUGUCUACUAAAUACUCCGGAACCACUGCCAUCGUUGCCAUCUAUCAGGCCGGUCAAGCAAUCUACGACAUCUUUGACAAAGCGGUUGUUCUAUACGAGGGACAUCAGAUCUACUUUGGAAACGCUGUCCGAGCAAAAGAAUACUUCAUCGAGAUGGGCUUUGACUGUCCUAGCAGACAGACCACUGCUGACUUCUUAACGUCAGUCACCAGUCCGUCCGAACGGAGAGUCAGGCCUGGCUACGAGUCUCGUGUACCCCAGACACCGGCUGAGUUUGCUCAGCGAUGGAAGGAAAGUGAAGACAGACGAAUUCUCAUGCAGGAGAUUGAUGAAUACAAUAAAACCUACCCGCUACAUGGCGAACAGCUACAGAAAUUCCAAGCCUCUCGGUCAGCUGAAAAGUCCAGGUCAACCAGCAAGUCCUCGCCAUAUACCCUCUCUUACCCCAUGGAGAUCAAACUUUGCAUGUGGCGUGGAUUCCAGAGACUGAAGGGAGACAUGUCCAUGACCCUGACCUCCAUUAUUGGAAACAUCGCCAUGUCCCUGAUUAUUGCCAGUGUGUUCUAUAACCAUCAAGAAACCACUGACAGCUUCUUCUCCCGUGGCUCUCUCCUUUUCUUUGCCAUUCUCAUGAACGCCUUUGCUAGUUCCCUGGAAAUUUUGACCCUCUGGCAUCAACGGCCCAUCGUGGAAAAACAUGAUAAAUAUGCUCUAUAUCAUCCAUCCUCUGAAGCCAUCAGUUCUAUACUCGUCGAUAUGCCUGCAAAAUUGGCCGUGGCUGUCGUGUUCAAUCUGAUCAUAUAUUUCAUGACCAACCUGAGGAGAACGCCUGGUCACUUCUUUAUCUUCUUCCUCUUCUCCUUCACCACGACCCUGACCAUGUCUAACGUUUUCCGUUCCAUUGCUGCCGUGUCUCGUACCUUAUCCCAAGCUUUGGUUCCUACCUCAAUCUUUAUGCUUGCGUUGGUUAUCUACACUGGUUUUACCAUUCCAGUUCGUGAUAUGCGACCCUGGUUCAAGUGGAUCAGUUAUAUCAACCCCAUCCAGUACGCGUUUGAGUCCCUCAUGAUCAACGAGUUCCAUGACCGAGAAUUUAAAUGUGCUGCCUAUAUACCCAGUGGUCCCGGAUACUCCAAUGCCUCGGGAACAUCCAAAAUCUGCGCAGCAAAGGGAGCAAUGGCUGGGAAUCCAACCGUCAGCGGUGAUGUCUUCCUCCGGGAAACAUAUUCUUACUACGCAUCUCACAUGUGGAGGAAUUACGGCAUUAUAAUUGCUUUCUUCGUUUUCUUCCUUUUCGUCUACAUCACGGCCACGGAACUCGUAUCUGCUAAGCCUUCAAAGGGAGAGAUUCUCGUCUUCCCCAAGGGGAAGGUUCCGGCAUUUUUAAAGCAGUCUAAGAAAAAGCAAGACCCUGAAGCCGCAUCCCCACAAGAAAAGCAGCCAGUAGAAAAUUCUGGCCAUGACCAAACUGCUACCAUUGUGAAGCAAACAUCUGUAUUUCAUUGGGAAAGUGUGUGCUACGAUAUCAAGAUCAAAAAGGAGACAAGACGUAUCCUGGACAAUGUCGAUGGAUGGGUUAAGCCUGGUACUCUUACUGCCUUGAUGGGUGUGUCUGGAGCCGGAAAAACGACUCUCUUGGACGUCCUUGCAAACCGUGUUACCAUGGGUGUUGUCACUGGUGAAAUGCUCGUUGACGGUCGUCUCCGUGAUGAUUCAUUCCAGCGUAAGACCGGAUAUGUUCAGCAACAGGACCUCCACCUGGAAAUCAGCACUGUUAGAGAAGCAUUAACAUUCAGCGCCUUGCUCCGUCAACCUAACACUACCCCAUAUGAGGAGAAGGUUGCCUACGUCGAGGAAGUUAUCAAGAUGUUGGGAAUGGAAGAAUACGCCAAUGCUGUCGUCGGUGUCCUAGGCGAGGGUCUAAACGUUGAACAGCGCAAGCGCCUUACCAUCGGUGUUGAAAUUGCGGCUAAGCCUGACCUCUUGCUCUUCUUCGAUGAACCUACCUCCGGGCUUGACAGUCAAACGGCCUGGUCAAUCUGUACCCUGAUGAGAAAGCUUGCGGACCACGGACAAGCUGUCUUGUGUACUAUUCAUCAGCCCUCUGCUAUGUUGAUGCAGGAGUUCGAUCGACUCCUGUUUUUGGCUUCUGGAGGACGAACCGUUUACUUUGGUGAACUAGGAAAACAUAUGUCUACUCUCAUUGAAUACUUCGAGAGUAAGGGGGCCCCCAAAUGCCCUCCAGACGCAAACCCUGCCGAAUGGAUGUUAGAAGUCAUUGGUGCCGCUCCUAGCUCGAAGACCGACAUAGAUUGGCCGGCCGUUUGGAGGGACAGUGCAGAGCGUGUCGAAGUUCGUCGUCAUCUUGCAGAACUAAAGUCAGAGCUCUCACAGAAGCCCCAAACUCCCCGGUUGGCUGGAUACGGUGAAUUUGCUAUGCCCUUGUGGAAGCAAUAUCUCAUUGUCCAGCACCGUAUGUUCCAGCAGUACUGGCGUAGUCCUGACUACAUCUACUCGAAAGCCUGUCUUGCCAUUGUUCCGACUCUAUUCAUUGGUUUUACCUUCUACAAGGAACAAGUCAGUUUGCAAGGUAUCCAGAACCAAAUGUUCGCCAUUUUCAUGUUCAUGAUUCUCUUCCCCAAUCUUGUACAGCAAAUGAUGCCCUACUUUGUCAUCCAACGAUCUCUUUACGAAGUCCGCGAACGGCCCUCGAAAACAUACUCCUGGAUAGCAUUUAUGAUAUCAUCAGUCAUCGUUGAAAUACCCUGGAAUGCCCUCCUAACUGUCCCCGCCUUCUUCUGCUGGUACUACCCCAUCGGCUUCUAUAAGAACGCAAUCCCAACCGACUCCGUGACUGAACGAAGUGGCACCAUGUUCUUACUUAUCCUGAUCUUCCUCAUGUUCAGUUCAACAUUCAGUUCCAUGGUUAUUGCCGGUAUCGAGCAAGCGGAAACAGGUGGAAACAUUGCCCUGCUUUGCUUCUCCCUAACCCUCGUCUUUUGCGGUGUCCUCGUUAGUCCAACCGCCAUGCCCGGAUUCUGGAUCUUCAUGUACCGCUUAUCUCCAUUCACAUAUUUCGUUUCAGCCGUAUUAUCUACUGGAGUUGGAAGAACAGAUAUUGUGUGCGCUGCCAACGAGAUUCUCCGUCUUACCCCGGCUGCAGGACAAACGUGCAUGGAAUACCUGGGUCCUUACACUAAAUUUGCUGGAGGCCGAAUUCUUACCCCUGAUGCCACCGACAUGUGCGAAUUCUGCGCUGUUGCCGAUACGGACACCUUCCUGAAGGGGGUUAACAUCAUCUUUGAUGAACGCUGGAGAAACAUCGGCAUCUUGUUCGGAUAUAUUGCCUUCAACAUGGUCGGUGCCAUCGGCUUGUAUUGGCUUCUCCGUGUCCCCAAGAGGAAGUCUGGCGUGAAGCAGGGACAGCAGCCACAAAGGCAAGAAAGCGAGACAAAGGCAUAG